AUGGAAAGCCAAACCUCCUCCUCAGACUCGCAGAAGCAUGCAAACUGGGUCCAUGGCCUUCCCAAAAAGUCACUCCGCAAAGCUCAGUCUGGUAUCUUAGCCUUCAGAGCAGGGUUUGCUCGCCGUCCUCAGCCAAGUAUUAGCGUCGAAGAUAUGGCGCUUCGUCAUGGGCAAGGGGUCUCAAGUAUUACCACUCAAGAGGAUCUGAGUUUUGGCUGUGAUCUUUAUCGGACGGCCAUUUCAUGGUCUUCACCAGAAAAUCAGCUCAGUAUCGAUGCACUGAUGAGAGCAGAGCCAUUCCAUCCUUUGACCAACAUCAUUUCAGCCCCGGUAGUCCUACAAAGCUUUGAUGGAUCCCUUGAUGACUUCGGUACCGGAUUUGUUGGCAGUACGAAUGCGCCUGUGCAUCUACCACCCGCAACACAGUCCAACAAUGAGCAAGCCUUUUACUCUCAUCGCUCUACAGAUACAAGGGCAAGUAAGAUUGAUGGAACAGCUACCGAUUCAGCACUGAUUAAGGGCACAUUACGCAAGGUAUCUUUGACGGCAUCAACAGAUUGGGAGACACUGGGAACUGCUUCGACUGGCUCUGUUGAUGACGAUGACGGAAAACGGUUGCAAGACCUCACAGACGUGCGACACAAGGUCUUGGACAAGGCAAAUUCACCCAAUCGGUCAAGCCAAAGGUCAGAUAUGACGACAGAAUGGUCCACACACUGCGUCAAAGGGACAAGCAGCGGUGACGAGCAAGAGAAUGCUGGGCCAUCGAGGGAAAGGGAGAGGCCAAAAUUUAGAAGAGACCCCUCUAUCAUGCGAACAUCAUCGAGUAUGUGGAGUACUAUUAGCUCAAAUACCCCACACAGAGGAAGCAUUGGCUUCCUGCAAUCCGAAGCCUUCGUUACACAGGAAAGGCUGAUUCCCGACGAAGAACCGCCUACAGUUACAGCUGGUACAUGCUCUACUUCAAGCUUGACAGAAGGUUCUGUUGAAGCGAUCAUUGCUUUUCCUGGUAUCCAUCAUGAGCUACUAGAUCAGUGGAGAAGUGAGUCAAUGGAUGAGGAACAAGUGGAGGAUGUGGGGAAUAUCUUCGACGCCGAGAGGAAGACAAUCGUGAGCCAAGGUCAAUUUGCCGUUGUGACUACAUUCCCCAGAGCGUCGGAUCCAGACUAUGAUCGCCGUGAUUUACCAUAUCUUAUUGAUGAAAACGCAACUUGUACGGAAUUUCCUCGCUACAAUAGCAACCAAUGGGAAGAAAUUCAAGCGCAGUACUUAUAUCCAAGGCCAGAACGAGAUGUCCUGAGAAAUAGCCAGGAAACGAGUCAACAAAAUGCUAGAUCAAGCCCAUCUAUGGACUUUGACUCGGCGUUCCUGUUAGGCUCCAUACAAGCUCAACAAACGGAAGCAGUAUCGGAUCCCAGGAGCCAGUCUCAAAACCAACGUGCUGACACCCGUCAUUCGUUUGGCCUACACAUCUCUCUGCCAAAUGAACCGGGAGAGAUAUCGGAAGCGAACAGAAGGCGUCAACGAGAUUUGCACCAAUUUUUUGAGCAGCAACUUUUUGCUGAUACCCACUACGCCGGCCCCUACUGGAGAUGGGAUAUCGCGGGAACACCGUGUGAUGAUUCAGAUUAUUCGAAUAAUUUUUCGGCAAUUUUCACACCAGGCAGCACGACGUCACAGGAUGAAACAUCAGCGACAUCCAUGUCCAGUCUCAUGUGGUCUCCGCUUCACUCACCGAUUGAUGAAGAGGUGUUUUUCCCACCAGUUACCCGGAAUGAAUACUGGACCGCUGCUGGCAAGACAAGCAGUCUUUAUCCCGAUGGAGGCGAUGAGCCAGUGAAAGCCGGAAGGGCUCGCGGUAACGGAAUGACCUGCAAUAGAAAUGGCCGUUACUCAAUUGCGGCUCCUUUGGCCGAUGAAGACCACGGAAUUCCGUGGGCCACUUCCUAUUCGUCCCACAGCGCGGUGCAUGCUAUGAUAGCAAGAGGGGGAAGCGAUUCUACCGAUGAUUUCUAUCCUGGAUGA
Molecule: messenger RNA, 2025 nt
Organism: Penicillium angulare
Lineage: Eukaryota; Fungi; Ascomycota; Eurotiomycetes; Eurotiales; Aspergillaceae
Exons: 2
Coding region: 1-2025 (674 amino acids)
Source: RefSeq, a predicted model, not a curated record